Molecule: messenger RNA, 5916 nt
Organism: Drosophila biarmipes
Lineage: Eukaryota; Metazoa; Arthropoda; Insecta; Diptera; Drosophilidae
Exons: 5
Coding region: 150-5777 (1875 amino acids)
Source: RefSeq, a predicted model, not a curated record
GCAGCCACUGCCUUUCCAGCCAUUUAGUUUAUCUACAAUUUUCUACAGCCUGAGGCAAACGACACCUCUCGAAACCUUUUCCUCUCAUUCGGACUCAAAUAUUUCCUUCCAGUCUGAAUGCUGAACCAAUUUAACAACUAGCGGGGAUCAUGAGCAGGGACAGAGGGCAAAUCGGCCCCAAUGGGUCUGUGGAUUGCAACAAUAGAAGCCAGAGAAGUAUCCAGGUGCCGCGCUGUCCUUCUCGGGAUCCCGAUCUGGUAAGCACUCCGGAGCAUCUGCGACCAGGAUUUCGUGGGAGGACACAUCGAUAUGAUCCCAGCGAUUUUGGGCUAACAGGAAGUGAGGAAUGGCGACAUCCACGGAUGUUCCGGAAUAUGACCUAUGAAACCGAUGCUGCAGCUAUGGAAACCUUUCGGCAGGCGCAACCACGUCGUCAACCCUAUGAAACUGAGGUGAACUUAAGCAAUUUGCCAGAGGAGUGCCUAGCGGAUAUGUCGGCACCUAACUUCGAUCUCAGCAUGCCAUCCCAGAUGUCCGAUUUUCGGGGAGAGCUCCUAGCCGAUGUUUCCGCUCCCGACAUGAGUGAUGUCUCGAAAACCACCAGUCAUGUGGAUAAUGUAUAUGGCGAGAUUCUGGAUCGUUUUAAGAGCAUUAGGGAACGUAUUAAUCGAGCGAAUCAACUCAACGGUUCGGAGGAUCCCUACUAUCAACAGACCACGCGACGCCGGAUCUACACUCACCGCGAUCCAAGUGGUCAUAUUACCAGCCAUAUUGAUGAAACGACUGUUUCGAAUACAUCCUCUCUAGACUGCACGCCCGCUGGUCAGAGAGGUGAACCGGGACGUCGCCUUAACUUCUCCUUGCCCAACCGAUCGGAGAACCUAAUGGAUGAGUCAAUGCCCUUGUAUCUCGAUGCAUCGCUACCAAACAACGGCCUAGAGGUCAUGUCCUCCCAGGAUUUUCUAGAUAAUGAGACAAUGCCGGUGUUCGAGUCCCCUGGAUCCACUUCGAGGAGUCACAAUAUGUCACAUCGUUCCUGUCUGGAGAAUGAGACUAUGCCCUCGUUUGCCAAUAUCUCUGGAGUAUCCCGAAGACAACACACUUUGCCCAGCGAAUGUCUGGAGGAUGUGAGCCAGCCAUCUUUCGAAAGGAGCAGAUCUCGUACCCAGAGUCCCAGGAGGCAGCAACAGAUAUCGAUGCCUUCCCAGAACCUUUGGGACAUCUCGGCGCCCUCGUUUGGGCACUCAACCGGGGACCCAACUGCCAAUGAGUGCCUCGAAGAUAUUUCAAUGCCCGCGUUUGAGGGGGUCUCGAAUGUUUCCAGGAACAGAAGUCAAAACAGAAGUCUAAGGCAGAGGUCGAGGAAUACUCGCAAUAUAAGUGACAUAUCUGCCCCGACUUUUGCCAGUUCAAGACGGGGUCAAACUACCAAUGAAUGCCUUGAUGAUAUGACCAUGCCUUCCUUUGGAAGAGUAUCGAGUUUAUCACCGAGCCGAAGUCGUCGCCAAUUGCGCAGAUCGAUGUCAGCGCAACACAUUAACGACAUAUCCGAGCCCAUGUAUGCCAGUUUUUCAAAAGGACCUAUGACUAAUGAAUGCCUGGAGGAAGUAACCAUGCCAUCUUUCGGUGCUGUUUCGGACUCUUCCAGGGGAAGAAUGUCUAGGAGACCAUCAACAUCAUUCGCAAUGCCCAGCGAAUGUCUCGAGGAUAUGACAAUGCCCUCUCUGGGAGGAAUUUCUAGGGCCUCUAGAAGCAGAAGUCUUGAUCGACACCUGAGAACCAUGCCCUCGAGAAUGACGAACGAGUGCUUGGACGAGAUGACCAUGCCAUCGUUUGGUGAAGUCUCAGGCUCAUCCAGAAGACAAAUAACUAUGCCGAGCGAGUUCCUGGAUGAUGUAAGUGCUCCAUCCUUCGGAAGAAGCAGUUCCAGAGGAUCGAGUAAACGGCAGAAAACCAUGUCAUUCAGGAAUAUCUGCGAUACAUCUGCGCCCUCGUUUGCCAACUCUACCAAAUAUGGGGACACAAAUGAGUGCUUGCAGGAUGUGUCGAUGCCAUCCUUUGGCGGAAUGUCGGUAUCACCGAGGAGGAAAAGAUCCCAGCGACAGCAAAUGACGUUGCCUACUCAAAAUAUAGGCGAUAUAUCGGCACCGUCAUUCGCGAGCUCGGGACGAGGUAAUACGACCAACGAAUGCCUUGAGGACAUAUCUAUGCCUUCCUUCGGAGGAGUGUCUAAUAAUUCCAGGAGUCGGAGUCGAAAGCGCCAACAAAUUUCCAGCCACCGAUCGUUGACCAACGAGUGUUUGGAUGAUAUGACCAUGCCUUCAAUGGGUGGAGUAUCUGUUAUGUCCAGAAGGCAAGUGACCCUGCCCAGUGAGUGCCUGAACGAUGUGAGUGCCCCGUCAUUUGGAAGAAGCAUCUCUCGAGCUGACAGUAGGCGUCAGCGAACAUUGCCGAGUGCCAGUUCCACCAGAUGUCCACCGACGAAUGAGUUCCUGGAGGACGUAACCAUGCCAUCGUUUGAUGGUGUUUUUUCAACCUCCAGACGUAGAGAGUUGACCAUGCCCAGUGAGUGUCUGGAGGACAUGAGUGCGCCGUCCUUUGCAGGGACUACUGGUCCUUCCAGAAGACAAACCACUGGGCUACCGAACGAGUGCCUUGAGGACAUCAGUAUGCCCACCUUUGGCAAUAUUUCUAGUAUAUCGCGAAGAAGUGAGUGCUUGCCAGAUGGGAGUCAGUCUACAUUUAGAAGAAAUAGAUCGCUUAGGCGGAGUGGUCGAAGUAAGCGGAACUUAAGCAGAAGCCAAGCUUCCAAUGAUUGUUUAGAGGAUGUAACAAUGCCUUCAUUUGGUGGAACAUCAGGUGUUUCAAGAAGGAAAAGUACCUCCAGACAUCAGAAGACAAUGCCACCAGUAAGUGAAGUAUCAGAAAGGACUAAUGAAUGUCUAGAGGAUGUAACCAUGCCAUCCUUUGGAGGAGUAUCGGGAUCAUCCAGAGCAAGAAGUCCACGACAAAGAUCGAUAACUUCGAGAAGAGGGCAGAUGACAAGCGAAUGUUUGGACAAUCAAACAAUGCCAUCGUUUGGAGGUGUUUCCCAACAGUCAGGUCGAAGGACUCCUAGAGGACAGACUCAAAAUAUAAGCGGACCUGGAUUUAAAUCGAAUGAAUGUAUUGAGGAUAUAUCAAUGCCUUCAUAUGCUGAAAAUACACGAGCAACGAUGGCAAAAAGCUCUUCAUCAAUGAAAAGGUCAAGACAAAUGACAAACGAAUGUCUUGAGGAUGUGACAAUGCCAUCGUUUGGUCAUGCUAGUCAAAGUCCAGUCAAAAACGAAUGUCUCGAAGAUGUUUCAAUGCCUUCAUACAGGGAAUAUACAGGAUCGAUGAGAAGAAGAUGCCCCACACCUGUGCAAAGCUCAAGACAAGAACGGUUGGACGAAAUGACCAUGCCCUCCUUUGGUGGUUCACGGCGUGGACUGACUAAUGAAUGCCUGGAGGACAUUUCCAUGCCAGCUUAUGAAGAAACUACAGGAUCGUCUAGGGGCAGAAGCUUUAGGCAAGGAACGAUGACCAAUGAGUGCUUAAACGAUAUGACCAUGCCAUCGUUUGCUAGUUCAUACAGAGGACCUGUUACCAAUGAAUGUCUGGAGGACAUUUCAAUGCCUUCUUAUGAAGGAAUACUAGGAUCUUCCAGGGGAAAAAGACCAAUAGCGACAAUAAUGCAACGAUCCAGACAAAACACGAUGACUAACGAACGUUUGGAUGAUAUGACAAUGCCAUCUUUUGGUACUUCCAGUCGUGGGCCUGUUACCAAUGAAUGCUUAGAGGACAUUUCAAUGCCUGCAUAUGGUAGAAAUUCAGUGUUGUCCGGAAGAAGGUCUACCACUCCCAUGCAAAGAUCUAAUCAGGCAGCAAUGACAGCGGAAUGCUUGGAUGAUAUGACUAUGCCGUCAUUCGGCAGCUCAAGUCGUAGACCUAUUACUAAUGAAUGCCUUGAGGACAUUUCAAUGCCACCCUAUAAAGACGAUUCUGGAUUAUCUACAGGAAGAAGCCCUGCGCCAAUGCAAAGUUUAAGAAUGGGAGCGAUGACCAACGAAUGCUUGGAUGACAUGACCAUGCCAUCAUUUGGUAGUCCAAGCACUGGACUUGCGGCUCGGGGAAGAAGUCCCAAGCAUAUUCAAAUAUUUCAAGAACCCAUGACAAACGAAUGCUUGGAUAAUAUAACCAUGCCAUCGCUUGGCAACUUUAGCCGUGGUCCAGCUGCAAACGAAUGUCUUGAAAACAUUUUCAAGCCGAGAAACACAGAUUCCUUCUUCGGAAGAAGCCCUAUCCCAAGGCAUAGGUCCAGACAGGAAAUGACGACCAACGAAUGUUUGGAAGACAUGACCAUGCCCUCGUAUGAAGAGGUAUUUGGUUCAUCCAGAAGGCAGGUAACCAUGCCAAGUGAGUACUUAAAUGACGUGAGUGAACCCUCCUUCGCAAGGAGUGCCCAUGACGGAACCAGUCGAAAAAAGAGAACCUUGGCGUCUCCAAAUACUAGUUCACGAGGAAGAAGCCCUAGGCCACAGCAAAUGUCAGUGACGAACGAGUGCCUGGAGGAUAUGACAAUGCCAACAUUUGGCGACGUCUCUGGGUCAUCGCGACGUGGUCAAAGUGCCAUCAGCAGCGCUCGCCUGGAGGACAUCAGCAUGCCCUCAGGACUCUCAAAUCUAACUCAGUACAGCGAGUGCGCUGAAGAUAGCGUGGGUGGAGGACGUGGACGUCGCACCAACGAAUGCCUCGAAGAUGUGAGUGCUCCCAGUUUUGCCCCGAGCAGUCGCGUGGCAUCAAGACGCUUGCCCCAUGUGAAAGACGAGUGUUUGGAGGAUGUUUCCAUGCCGCAGAAUGAAUCAUUAUCCAGAAAUGAUUCUAAGUCAAUUGCGCGACGUCCACCAGACGUUUCCUUUCCUUUGGAAAUGUUGGCCAACGAGAGUGCUCCCUCAUAUCUGUCACGGCGGGAUGAGGCGGAUAAGUCGGCCGACUGUUCGUGCUCAACUCCGGAACAAAGCUCCAGAAGUCGUCCCUGGGAUGAGAAAAGUGCAGGUCGUUUGGAGGAUGUGAGCAUGCCCACCUUCGAGGACGUUUCCUAUCAACCACGACGCCAUCAAUUGACAAUGCCCUGCGAGAACUUGGAAGACGAAACCCAGCCGGACUUCUUCAAUUCCACCGCAUUGCCCAGUUCUACGAGGGCGGAGAAGCACCAGGGAAAGUCCCCUCGACAGGACCAGCAAGUAAACGGCAGCAAACAACUCGCCAACGAGAGUGCUCCGUCCAUCCUAAAGGACGCCACAAAGGGACCUUCAGAAAUGGUCAAGGAAGUGACCGUCCAGAGCUCAACCACCUCAGUGACAAGGAUUUUUAAUAACACAUUAGAAAAUGCGAAUAACUCUGGGCAGCCCAAGGUCGAAGACCUCUCGAUGCCGCAGUUCGAGACCACAGGCUCCAGUACCCAUCAGGACUCAUCCCUUCAUGGCUUCCAAUCGAUGGAGAACUACAGGCCAUUCGAUGAACUUAUAUACAGCCAGAACUCGGUGGGAAAUCAAACACAGCCCCAGACUCCUCAGCCUGCGAGGGCUCCGAGCCGCAAUCGAAGUCUGCGUAGAACACCGAGUACACCGAGCACUUCAAAUAGCCGAGGAGGAACUCCGCCAAGUGCUACCAGAACUCCGGGACAACCCUGCGAUAUGGUCACCACCAGUUAUCCAUAUGGAAAACCCCAUUGCUUUAGCCGAAAGCCCUGCUAGAUGGACAAAAUACAUUGAAGAUUUAUAUGUAAAUUGGUUUUAAAACGGCCUGGUGGAAUAUUUUAUACAUUAUUUUGUAGAGGGAAAGCAAUAUUUAAAUAAAAUUCAAUAAAUCAAUAUGCAUACGUUAAAUUUACAA